CUUUGUUUAUAGGCCUAGUUGGCAAUAUAUUUGUAUCGUCGCUCACAUCAAUUUCAGUGACGGGUGUGUUUCCAUGAAAUUGAUCUCAUCCGAACAAUCCGGCGCUAGCCGGGAAUGAAGGAGCCAUUUUCACUUUGACUUUGUUUUAUGGUUUCCCCUUCCACACGUAUACCUAUAUAUUUUUCUUACUAACGCUUGAGUCUUUUUGAUCUUCUAUCUCCUCCCUCCUCCCCACCCAUAAUUUCUUAAUUUGUUUUUACUGGGGAUCGGAUCGUAAUGGUCUCCGAAGAUUUUAGCUUCCCGAAAAUCACCAAUCCUUUGCCUCAAUUCACCUCUUUACCAUCGUUAUGGCGUGUAACUUCCUUGGUAUAUCCCGAAUAUGGAGAUAAUAAUGAAGAAGAAGAAGAAGAACCGAUGAGAAGCAAGAACUUCUCCGUCUCCUGCUUAUCAUCGGAAAGUGAAGCGAACAAGAGAGACGGUGAAGACAGGGAGAAAAUGGACAUGCUGUGGGAGGAAUUCAACGAAGAACUCAAACGUGCCUCUUCUUUGCGCAGCCGGAAAGAGGUGAAGGCGGCCAUGAACAGUGGGGCGGGGAUGAUGAUUUACCCCAAGAAACAGAGUAAGAUCAGCUUGUUGGCGGUGAUGAAGACCUUGAAGAUCAAGAUCUUUUACCUUGGCAACUUGGUUUUAAAGAACUAAUUAAACCCCUCAUCAUUAUAAACAGGGUUUUAGUUAAUGUUUCGCUUGUCGAGUAAAGGGAGGAGAGGACUUGCUCUAUCUUCAAAAACUUAACUUGGGCUGGGUUUCAUUCGUAUCAGGUGAUUCUUCUUUGGUGAUUAAGCUCCUCAUCAUUAUGCUUGUAAUUCGCCUCGAAAGCGAGCUCUAUAUGUAUAUUAGAAAUUUUACAUAUAUAUGCAUGUAUAAUUAUACUAAGUGUUGGUUUGGAUAUAGAACUAACCUCUUCAUUAUUAUUGUUCCCGAUUGACAGAAUAGUUGUUUUGAUCAAUUGAGUUUCAUGCUCCGGGCUUAAGACUGUUGGUGUAUGCAUGCAAAUUAAGAUUUAAUCAGAUUAAUUAGAAUAUACAUGUUAUAUUAAA
Gossypium arboreum is the source of this 1097-nucleotide messenger RNA. RefSeq lists its product as uncharacterized. NCBI's taxonomy places the organism in Eukaryota, Viridiplantae, Streptophyta, Magnoliopsida, Malvales, Malvaceae. The record is from RefSeq and is a predicted model, not a curated record. Bases 277 to 699 code for a protein of 140 amino acids. The transcript has a single exon.